AUGACUACUAACUGUGACAAAAACUGUUAUCUUUCAAAAUUCAAAUGGUUACAAAAGCUUGGACCAUCAUAUUCGGUUAAAGCAGAAAACAUCACAGCAUUAAAGAGUCCCUCAGAGUUCUAUCGCACACUUUUAGACCGAUGCCGUACAGCAAAACAUCGCAUUGUAAUAGCUUCUUUGUAUCUGGGUAUAGGGAAUCUAGAACGAGAUCUUGUUAAUACCAUAAAAGAUGCUAUGGAAAAUAGGAGAGAAUUGAGUGUGAGGGUUUUGUUGGACGCUAAUCGUGGGUCUAGAGGUAAAGUAAGUUCACGUACCAUGUUGAUGCCCAUAGUGAAUCCAUCAUUCGAUUGUCGUGUAUUUUUGUAUCAUACCCCAAAAUUGAGAGGACUACUUCGGUUGCUAUUACCUGAAAGAUAUAACGAAUUAAUAGGAAUACAGCACAUGAAACUAUACAUGUUUGAUGACUCUAUAAUUAUCAGCGGUGCAAAUUUAAGUCAAGAUUAUUUUACUAAUCGACAAGACAGAUAUAUUAUCAUUGAAGAUUGCAAAUCGUUAGUAGAUUUUUAUACAGGAUUAGUUGAAUUAUUUGGCCGUAUGUCAUUUCAGCUUACAAAUAAAAACACUUUAACAUUGGAUCCUACUUGGGAACAUCAUCCAUAUAAGAGUCCUUAUAAAACAUAUGCUUCAGAAGCUAGAAAACAGUUAAUGCAAUAUUAUAAUACACACAUUAUAAAACAUCCAAUUUUUGAAAAAACUACGGAUACAAUAGUUUAUCCUUUAAUUGAAUUUCCUCCAUUUGACAUACAUCAUGACAGUCAAACAACUAAUCUUCUUAUGUGUAAUGCUGAACCUGGAUCUACAAUGCAUAUGGCCACUGGAUACUUUAACAUACCAGAUAUUUACACUAAUACUAUGUUUCAAAAAUCAUUGGCAAACUUCAAAAUAUUGUUUUCCCAUCCAAUGGCUAAUUCAUUUCAACAGGCUAAAGGACCUGCUGGUUUUAUACCUACUGCAUACAGUUAUCUCACAAAUACUUUUCAUAGUAAAAUUGAAAAACUCAAACUUCAUGAACGGAUCACUUGUUUUGAAUACCAAAGAACUGGAUGGACAUUUCAUUCCAAGGGUUUGUGGUACACUCCAAACAAGUGUGAGUUGCCUGUAUUAACAGCUGUGGGCUCUUCAAAUUAUGGAGCUAGAUCAUUGAAUUGUGAUUUGGAAUCACAAUUAAUAAUUGUAACAAAUAACCAAAAAUUGCAACAAAAUUUUCAUACAGAGAAAUGUGAUAUUUUUAAAUCAACAUCAUUGUAUAUUCCUGAUGGUGAAUUUAAAGCACCUCUUUGGGUACGAUUUGUUUUAAGAAUAUUUAGAAAUUAUUUUUAAUUAUUUUGAGUAACCAUUUAA
Molecule: messenger RNA, 1401 nt
Organism: Melanaphis sacchari
Lineage: Eukaryota; Metazoa; Arthropoda; Insecta; Hemiptera; Aphididae
Gene: PGS1
Product: CDP-diacylglycerol--glycerol-3-phosphate 3-phosphatidyltransferase, mitochondrial
Exons: 7
Coding region: 1-1380 (459 amino acids)
Biological process (GO): cardiolipin biosynthetic process
Cellular component (GO): mitochondrion
Molecular function (GO): CDP-diacylglycerol-glycerol-3-phosphate 3-phosphatidyltransferase activity
Source: RefSeq, a predicted model, not a curated record